AUGGAAAGGCUGAGAGGAAACAUGGACUCCUUCACCACUCCCGUGAGAACUUCGGACUUUGUGCGGAGAAAGUGCUACAUCAGCGACAGUUCCGAGAAGGGCCCUUUGAGUCAACCGUUGAUGGAUACGUCGGAACCCAACCCUAAAACCCAAGCCCUCAUGAGGCACCCCGAUGAGUGUGACGGCCUCUCGUCAUCCACCCCCCUGGAGGUGGAAUGCGAUCAUGGCUCGGGAGAGUCACCAGCGGACAAGGUGAACGGAAAAGACGUUGCUCAGGGUGGAAAAUCUUACACAGGACCAUGUGGAGGAAGAGACUGUAGUAGGGGAUGUGAAUGUUUCCCUGAAAAAGGAGGCCGUGGUCAACCAGGGCUACUUGGACCUCAGGGAUUCUCUGGACCACCAGGAUUAAUGGGUAUCCCAGGUUUAGAAGGCCACAAAGGUCACAAAGGUGAAAGAGGGCGACCUGGAGUAACUGGACCAAAAGGAGACGUGGGGCUAACAGGAGUAACUGGUUUCGCUGGUGCAGAUGGUGUUCCUGGUCAUCCUGGGCAGUCAGGAUCAAGAGGGAAACCAGGUCACGAUGGCUGCAAUGGGACGAGAGGUGAUGCUGGUGAAAAAGGAAGUCAGGGGCCCAGCGGUCAACCUGGUUCCUUUGGAAUCCAAGGACCAAAAGGUCAGAAGGGGGAACCUUUUGUAAUGACUCCUGAGCUAGCAAGCAAAUUCAGGGGAGAGCCUGGUGAGCAGGGAUUGUUGGGCUUUCCAGGACCUCAAGGUGCUCGUGGUGUUGUGGGUUUAAUUGGUCCAACAGGAAAUCCAGGAAUACCAGGACCAAAAGGGCCACCGGGUUUCCCAGGACCACAAGGCAACAGGGGCCUGGGUUUUUUUGGAGAAAAAGGUGAAAAGGGUGAAAAAGGUCCACCGGGCCUUCCCGGGCUUCCAUCUACGUUGGAGGUGAACCUUCCUCCGGACAUAAACCUAGAAGGAUACAAGGGUGAAAAGGGAGUAAAAGGAGAAACAGGAGAACCUGGAACUCAAGGCUCACCCGCAUAUUCAGCAGAAAAAGGAGAAGAAGGAAUAAUAGGUUUUCCAGGACAAAGGGGAUUACCUGGUAUCAAUGGCAUCCCAGGAGCUGCCGGGGAAAAAGGUUUUCAAGGAUUUGAUGGCAUGCCAGGCAGCAGUGGUCCUAAAGGAAUGAAGGGAGAGCAGGGUGAGAGAGGGUUUCAAGGACCACCUGUUUAUACUCCGUUUGCAAGGAAAGGUGUAACAGGUGAUCCAGGAUUGCCAGGUGUUCCUGGGCUUGCAGGAGACCCAGGGUACCAAGGAGAUCCCGGCCUUCCUGGUCUUCCUGGAUCGUCAGAUGGCUUUCCUGAUGGCUCUGAAAGAAGAGGUUUACGUGGAGAAAUGGGUGCCAAAGGUUUUAGUGGAGAACCAGGUUUUCCAGCAACUCAGCCAGGCCCACCAGGUAGUGAUGGUAAACCAGGACUUCAAGGAUUCCAUGGCCCACCUGGUCCUCCAGGAACUGCAGGCUAUCUUUUUGGACUGAAGGGACGCCAGGGGGAUCCAGGUGAGGCAGGCAGCCAAGGUUUCCCUGGGUUCCGAGGACAAAAAGGAUUGAAAGGUGAAACAGGGGACUGUAAAUGUAUUGAAAGUGAGGAAGCCAGACGGGGUCCUGCUGGUCUACCCGGUCCACCAGGUUUUCCAGGCCCAACUGGACUGCCUGGACGGAAAGGAGAUGAUGGAGAUCAAGGUCACCAUGGUGUUCCAGGUUUCUCUGGUGAAAACGGAAUUCAUGGUGCAGUCGGAUUGCCUGGGCCAAAAGGGGAGAAAGGAGAUUCUAGAUAUGUUACAACAAAAGGUACCAAAGGAGACCCUGGAGGUCCUGGACUAUCUGGCAGUAAAGGUGGAGAUGGGUUUCCAGGAAAAGAUGGUAUAGAUGGCUUACCAGGGCUUCCUGGCCUUCCAGGUGAUGGUGUAAGAGGUUCACCAGGUGACCCUGGUUAUCCAGGACUACAAGGUGAAAAGGGCUUUCUCGGAGAGAUUGGUCUGCCAGGUGCAGGCUUACCUGGCCCGAAAGGAUACCGUGGCCCUCCAGGUGACUUUGGAACAUAUGGAAAUCCAGGGCUUCAAGGUCCCCCAGGUCCUCCAGGUGCUCCUGCCCAAUUAGAUUGUAACCAAGUUACUGAAGAUCUUUCUAGGGGAGAUGGCAUCAAGACAGUUUGGUCAGGGGCAGAAUGCGUGAGAGCACCGAAAGGAUCCCCAGGAAAGCCAGGAUUGCCAGGAGCUAUAGGUGUAAAAGGUGCUAAAGGGAUUCCAGGUGAACCAGGUCUCGAUGGAUUCCAAGGGCGAAAAGGUUCACAAGGUGAUCCAGGUCGUGAAGGAUUACCAGGUCCUCGAGGUUUUACUGGACCCCGGGGAGAUGGAGGCCCAUCAGGUCUACCAGGGCUACCGGGGAAUCCAGGCAGUGCAGGAAAACCAGGUGCCCGAGGGCCUAUAGGACCAAAAGGAAUUGCAGGUGAAGUUUUAGGAGCAGCACCAGGCACCCCAGGGGAUUUUGGACCAUCUGGAUUCCCAGGAUUGAAAGGCCUACAAGGAGAUCACGGAGUACCAGGAAUUAGAGGAGCUGGUGGUACUCCAGGUUUGUCAGGACCCAAAGGACAGCAAGGACCACCAGGUCCUCUUGGUUUGCCUGGCCUGCCAGGACGACCAGGAUUGCAUGGAUUCCCAGGGCUUCCAGGACAGCAAGGACCUCUCGGCAGAACUGGCUCAUCAGGAUUUGUUGGUUCACUUGGUGCCAGAGGAGAUCAAGGUGACCAAGGUUUUCCUGGUCCAGUGGGCAUGAAAGGUCUGGCCGGUGACAAAGGUGAACUCGGUAACAAAGGAGUACAAGGAACACCUGGGGUGCCUGGUCUCCCGGGAUUAGACGGAAUGCCUGGUUUUCCAGGGUUAAAAGGUGCUAAAGGUUCACAUGGUAUUGGAGGUUUCAAAGGUAUGUUAGGCCAGAAAGGAAAACCAGGACUGAAAGGACUCAAAGGCGAAGUCGGCUUUUUUGGCAAUCUGGGUUCUAAAGGUCUGCAGGGGGAACCAGGCCAUAAAGGUGACCGGGGAGAACGGGGUCCAGCAGGAAAACCACCAAAGAUCAUGCCAAGCGUACUGUUUGAGGUCAAAGGUGAAAAAGGAGCUAUAGGAGACCCUGGCCUAAAAGGAGAUUUAGGCUUUAAAGGUAGUAAAGGAAUGCCAGGCUUACCUGGCAAACCAGGAGUUCCAGGUUUGCCUGGAUCAACUAGUCACAUUGAAGGUGAGAAAGGAGACGCUGGUAUUAAAGGAGUGACAGGUGUUCAGGGGUAUCCUGGUACAAUUGGACCUCCUGGCAUACGAGGUUUCCCUGGAACCACUGGAAUCAGGGGUGAAAAGGGUACUGAAGGAAUCAGAGGUGAUUACGGUAGACCUGGCUCUGCUGGGCAAACUGGUGAUCAAGGAGAUACUAUAAACUUACCAGGAAGCACAGGUCUGAAAGGAGAAGCUGGUGUAACUGGAUCAUUGGGUGUCAAAGGAACCAGAGGAGAUACAGGUGAAGGAGGUGAUCCUGGUUUUAUUGGCAUUGAAGGCCUAAAAGGCACCCAAGGUUUUCCAGGUUUAAAAGGGCAAACAGGCUUCCCAGGGUUGGUUGGACCACCAGGAUCACAGGGAGACCCAGGUAUUCCUGGAUUUCAAGGUGAAAAAGGAAGUCGUGGAUGGCCUGGUUUCGCGGGACAAGCAGGUUUACCCGGCUUCCGAGGAAUCAGUGGAUUGGAUGGUUUGCCAGGGACUAAGGGCUUGCCAGGCUCCCCAGGUCCAGAUGCAUAUGGGACUGAAGGUUUCCCAGGUAUUUAUGGUGACAGAGGGGAAGCAGGCGAACCGAACACUAUUGAAGGCACCAGAGGAGCGCCAGGUCAGAAAGGAGAGAGAGGCAAUCCAGGGGAACGAGGCCCAAUUGGUGACCCAGGGUCUCAUGGAAUUCCAGGCUUUCCUGGAGUUUCAAACAUAUCAGGAAUACCUGGUGAUGUGGGUUCUCCAGGUCUAGAUGGAGUGCCAGGCUAUCCAGGACCACGGGGCAGACCUGGAAUUUCAGCUCCAGCAGGAAGCAAAGGAGAAGAUGGUCAAAUAGGUGUGCUUGGAGAAGAUGGUCAAAAAGGAACUGGAGGUGACCCUGGACCACGAGGGAGACCUGGAAUUUCAGGGUACCCUGGACCAAAAGGGCAUAAAGGCGCGCAAGGUCUCAUGGGUACUCUUGGCUUAGUGGGAGCUUUUGGUGACAUAGGGCCCAGUGGACCCAAGGGGGACAGAGGACCUACUGGUUUUCAAGGACCUCCAGGUUCUCCUGGGCCGCCUGCAGUCCCCCCUAAGCUGGUCACUCACCAGGGAACAGCAGGCCCACGUGGAAAUAUGGGUCCCCAAGGAAUACCUGGUGAGAUGGGGCCCCACGGUCCACCAGGUGAUCCAGGUUUUAGAGGCCCACCAGGUAAACCAGGGUUUCAAGGAAGAGGUGGCAUGUCAGCUCUUCCAGGUUUUAGAGGAGAUCAAGGACCAUCAGGUUUUCCAGGUCUAGCAGGCUUUGAGGGUGAACCAGGCCGUCCAGGUAACCCUGGGAUACCAGGUAUGCCAGGUCGCAGUGUUAACAUUGGGUACCUUCUGGUGAAGCAUAGCCAGUCUGAGCAAGAGCCAAUGUGCCCAGUUGGUAUGAACAAACUCUGGAGUGGCUACAGUCUACUGUAUUUUGAAGGACAGGAAAAAGCACAUAACCAGGACCUUGGGCUGGCUGGAUCCUGUUUGGCUCGUUUUAGUACCAUGCCUUUCCUCUACUGUAACCCUGGGGACAUCUGUUAUUAUGCAAACCGAAAUGAUAAAUCCUACUGGCUCUCAACCACAGCACCUCUUCCAAUGAUGCCUGUGGCAGAAGAAGAAAUUAGACCAUAUAUCAGUCGUUGUUCCGUCUGUGAAGCCCCAGCUGUUGCAAUUGCUGUCCAUAGUCAAGAUGUUUCUAUUCCACACUGUCCUGAAGGGUGGCGCAGUUUAUGGAUUGGAUAUUCCUUCCUCAUGCACACUGGAGCUGGUGAUGAAGGUGGAGGACAGUCACUGGUUUCUCCUGGGAGCUGUCUGGAAGACUUCAGAGCUACUCCUUUCAUUGAAUGCAAUGGCGCCCGAGGAACCUGCCACUACUAUGCAAACAAGUAUAGCUUCUGGCUUACCACUAUUAACGAGCAAUUCCAGAGCUUGCCCUCAGCAGAUACACUCAAGGCAGGUCUCAUCCGAACUCAUAUCAGCAGAUGUCAAGUCUGCAUGAAAAAUUUGUAA
Molecule: messenger RNA, 5331 nt
Organism: Emys orbicularis (European pond turtle)
Lineage: Eukaryota; Metazoa; Chordata; Testudines; Emydidae
Gene: COL4A2
Product: collagen type IV alpha 2 chain
Exons: 46
Coding region: 1-5331 (1776 amino acids)
Biological process (GO): collagen-activated tyrosine kinase receptor signaling pathway; glomerular basement membrane development
Cellular component (GO): collagen type IV trimer
Molecular function (GO): extracellular matrix structural constituent conferring tensile strength
Source: RefSeq, a predicted model, not a curated record